Molecule: messenger RNA, 1165 nt
Organism: Toxoplasma gondii ME49
Lineage: Eukaryota; Apicomplexa; Conoidasida; Eucoccidiorida; Sarcocystidae
Product: hemolysin-III related subfamily protein
Exons: 3
Coding region: 1-903 (300 amino acids)
Cellular component (GO): membrane
Source: RefSeq, a predicted model, not a curated record
AUGGGGGGAAAGGGGGUUCAGGCCCGUGGCGAUGCGUCGUCGGAAAAGACACAGGAGCCGUCACAGCUUCGAGCACGACAGACGCAGGAAGGGAAGGACGCGAAAUUGUCUCGCACGGAAGAGAAGCAGACAAGCGAAGCUACGCCAAGUCUGUUGGGGAAACUCCAGCAUCCUACACAGAGGUCCCUGACCGACAAGGUUCGUCUUCGCUCCCAUUCUUCCGAUGUCAAAGUCGAGGAAGGAGCCCUCGUCGUCCGUCCGGUUCUUCGUGGGAAAAUCCACCUCACUCUGCUGAUCCUCUCGCCCGCGUGGAUUUUUUUUAUUUUGAGCGCAUGCAGCAGUCCGAGUUCCUUCGUUGCCGCGGCGAUCUCCUGCUUCACAUUCGUCUGGAAUUUCAUGGCCAGCGCUCUCCUCCACUGCUUUGAGUGGACACACCGCCCGGGGAUCUACCAGCUUCUUCACAAGCUCGACCAUGCAGGAAUAUUCAUGGUGAUCAGUGGAAGCACAACUCCCAUUCCCAUGCUUCUUCUCGAUGCCGGCUCUUCUUGCUGGCUUCUUCUCGUCCAACUUGCGGCGACCAUCUACGGUUUCUGCUCGAUUAUUUUCGGGGAUCUGACUUCAACGGGGCGAGCCCGACGCGCGUACACGUACAUUUUUGUGGGGCUUCUCCAUGCGCUAUUUCUCUCAGAGUACUACCGCGUUUUGAAGUCUAGCGAAUUGAUUGCUGUCUUUGCUCUGGCCUCACUCUAUGUCGUGGGCGCCUUGGUCUACAGUUGCAAGCGCCCCGAUCCGUUCCCUUUAGUGUACGGCUUCCACGAGGUGUUCCAUUCCUUCUGUUUCCUAAGUUUUCUUCUCACAUUGUGGCUUGACUACGUUGUCAUCAAAAGGGUGGAGUGGGGAUGAAAUCUGGCAAGUCGCAUGCAGAGGAGGCGCGGCUGCGGGCCUCGAAGCAGCUCCCGUGCAGGAGCCUGUACAGUGAAGAUGGAGGAUGCGGGAAAACGAAAAGGAUGUAUACGAACAGAAGCGAAAAGUGACGCGUGACCCUGAGACUUCCGUCGGCAGCUUUUGAGUGAUCUUCAGCAGGCACUGCUACAGCUUCCAGCGAAUGUCGCCUGAUCUAUGAUGCCAUACACUCCCGUACGUAGUGCUUGCACUUAUGCCUGCG